Molecule: messenger RNA, 1986 nt
Organism: Scaptodrosophila lebanonensis
Lineage: Eukaryota; Metazoa; Arthropoda; Insecta; Diptera; Drosophilidae
Product: glucose dehydrogenase [FAD, quinone]-like
Exons: 1
Coding region: 24-1928 (634 amino acids)
Molecular function (GO): oxidoreductase activity, acting on CH-OH group of donors; flavin adenine dinucleotide binding
Source: RefSeq, a predicted model, not a curated record
AGUGGAGCGGCAAUUAAGGCGCGAUGACAGCCAUCGAUACGCUCGUCACCAUGUGGCGAUUUUUGUUUACCAUCGCUCCGUCGGCCUAUAUGCUGUUGCAGCUGAACAUUGGGAUUAUGGAGAGGCGGCCGGAUAUUGUGGACGAGGCACAUCGAGUACGGACCAUACACAUUGAGCAGUUGCGGGACAGCUAUGACUUCGUGGUUGUGGGCGGUGGCAGCGCUGGCUGUGUGCUGGCAGCCCGCCUCUCCGAGAAUCCCCAGUGGAGCGUGCUGCUUUUGGAGGCUGGCGGCGAUGAGCCAGUACUCAUGGAUUUGCCGCAAAUGUAUCCAGUAUUUCAACGCAGUCCCUGGGAUUGGAAGUACUCGGUUGAACCUUCAAAUCGUUACUGCCUGGCCAUGGAGGAUCAGCGGUGCUUUUGGCCGCGCGGCAAAGUGCUCGGCGGCUGCAGCUCCAUCAAUGCCAUGAUGUAUAUACGCGGCAAUCGACGCGACUACGACCAUUGGGCGGCGCUGGGCAAUCCCGGUUGGCAUUACGACAACGUGCUGCAUUAUUUUCGCAAAUUGGAGGAUAUGCGAGUUCCUGGCUACGAGCGCAGCCCCUACCAUGGCCACGGUGGCCCCAUUAGCGUUGAGAACUACCGCUUCGCUUCGCCGUUGCGCGACAUCUACAUGGAGGCGGCCAGAGCAUUGGAUGUUGUGCAUCCAGAUGGCGAUUUUAAUGGACGCACCCAGACGGGAUUUGCGCCACCGCAUGGGACGUUGCGCGAGGGACUGCGGUGCAGUGCCAACAAGGGCUACAUCCGACGCAGCUGGCAGCGUCCGAAUCUGGACAUUGUUCUGAAGGCCUUUGUGGAGCGCGUGCUCAUCGAUGCACGCAGUCGGCGCGCUGUGGGUGUCGCCUUCGAAUACGGCCUGGUUAAGUAUAAAGUGCGAGCGACGCGGGAGGUUGUGCUGGCGGCGGGCGCGCUCGCCAGUCCACAGUUGCUGAUGUUGAGCGGCGUGGGGCCGCGCGAGCAACUGCAGCCGCUGGGGAUUGAGGUGCUGCAGCAUCUGCCGGGAGUAGGUGGCAACCUGCAGGAUCACAUAUCCACAUCUGGCGCCCACUACACUUUCGACAGCGGCACCCCUGGCAAGCACUUGUCCUUCAUUGUGCCGGAGCUGCUCAAUAUCGAGUCCGUGGAGGCGUUUGUGAGGGGCACUGAUAGUUUCUUUUAUGCGAGCCCCGUCAGCGAGGUGAUGGGCUUUGUGAGCACCAAGUAUCAAGAUCCAGCACUCGACUGGCCCGACGUCCAGAUCUUCCUGGGCAGCUAUGGCUAUGGCGCUGACGGCGGCAUGGUGGGCCGUCGAGGUGCCGCUAUUACAUUGGAAAACUAUGCCGACUCCUUCGAGCCAAUGCUCUAUAGGGACUCUUUUGUGGUUGCGCCGCUGCUGAUGCGGCCGCGUUCUCGUGGCUAUCUGCAGCUCAUCUCGAGCGAUCCGCGCACUCAUCCACUCAUACAUGCCAACUACUACGACCAUCCACUGGACAUGGCCGUUAUGGUGGAGGGCCUUAAGUUUGCCCAUCGCCUCACCCUGACGCCCGUCAUGCAGCGCCUGAAUGCCACACUGAACAUCUAUGAGUGGCGCAACUGCCCCGAGGUGGAGUACUUGAGUGACGCCUUCUGGGAGUGUCUGGCACGUUUCUACUCCCAGACCAUCUACCAUCCGGUAGGCACUUGCAAAAUGGCGCCCAACAGCGACCCCUCUGGCGUUGUCGAUCCGCGUCUGCGUGUCCGUGGCAUUCGCAACCUGCGCGUCAUCGAUGCCAGCAUCAUGCCCACCAUACCCACGGGCAACACUAAUGCGCCCGUUCUCAUGGUCGCGGAGCGCGGCGCGGACAUUAUCAAGGAGGACUGGCGGCACUUUUCAGACGGCGGCUGGCAUUAGCAAUAAAUGUAGAAUUACUUGUACUUAAGCAAAAAUAUAAAACAUUGCCUUGUUUCAA